Messenger RNA from Nicotiana attenuata, 1443 nucleotides. RefSeq lists its product as uncharacterized. NCBI's taxonomy places the organism in Eukaryota, Viridiplantae, Streptophyta, Magnoliopsida, Solanales, Solanaceae. The coding region runs from base 1 to 1443 and encodes 480 amino acids. The transcript is spliced from 2 exons. The record is from RefSeq and is a predicted model, not a curated record.
AUGUGGCAUGCUUGGGCAAACGGAAGAGAGCCGCCAAGUGCAAUCCUGGGAUUCCCCGAACUUUUUCCUAGAUCAGGGGGUACCUCCAAUGUUCCAAUCAGUCACCCAAACACCCCACUAGGACAACCAACUAUAUCCGCUCAUUUCGUGGGAACACCUUCUGAGGUUCACCCCAAGGUGUUCAUGUCCGGUGCAGCCUCAAAUAUCUUUACCGCUCCCCCAUGCUCGGCCACGGCACAGCCUACACUGCCUAGGCCCACUUUUGACCCUUCAGCUUUCACAUUCCAAGCACCCACCUUCCAAAUGGAGCCUCCUCAGUUUCCCACUUAUACUUAUCCUCAGCCGCCUCAAUUUGAGUUCAUUGCGGGACAAGAAAAGACUACCAAAUCUCCCGAGCAGGAAGAGAUUACAAGGAGGAUGAGGAGCAUGGAGCAGAGCCUCAAAAACAUACAAGGUCUGAGUGGGCAGAAAAGUGUGUCCUAUGCUGAUUUAUGCAUGUUCCCUCAUGUGCACUUACCAUUGGGAUUCAAAACCCCAAAAUUUGAAAAAUACGAUGGGCACGGUGAUCCUAUUUCUCAUCUCAAGAAAUAUUGCAAUCAGUUGCGAGGAGCCGGAGGAAGGGAAGAACUACUCAUGGCCUAUUUCGGAGAAAGUCUGGUUGGCAUUGCCUCUGAGUGGUACAUGGAUCAAGAUAUAUCUCGCUGGCACAUCUGGGAUGACCUUGCUAGAGACUUUGUCAGGCAAUUCCAGUACAAUAUCGACAUUGCUCCAGAUAGAAACUCAUUGACAAACUUGAAAAAGAAAUCCUCGGAGAGCUUCCAGGAGUACGCAGUUAAAUGGCGUGAGGCAUCUAGAGUAAAGCCUCCAAUGGACGAGGUCAAAAUGGUCACAGUGUUCCUCCAAGCUCAGGAAGCCGACUACUUCCAAAAUAUGAUGUCUGCUAUGGGUAAACCGUUCGCUGAAGCCAUCAAAAUUGGUGAAAUGGUUGAAAACGGAUUGAAGACGGGUCGAAUUCUAAGCCAAUUCGCUAUCAGAGCUACCUCCCAAGCCAUUCAGGGUGGGUCUAGAGGAGUAGCGAAGGGCAAGAAAAAGGAAGAAACAUCCAUGGCAGCGUCGGGUGCAAGAAAACACUGCACUCCCAGAUCCUUUUUCCCAGAAAGAACCCCGCAGCACUAUUACCCCCACCAGGACAUGGCCUAUGCUUCUCAGCCAUAUGCGCCAGUUCCUCAAACAAGGCAAAAUCCAGCAUCACCCGCUUACAGAGCUGGUGCCCGAUGUGCCUAUCAUUCAGGGGCAGAAGGGCACGACACGGAUGAUUGCUGGACUUUGAAGAGAGCAGUGGAGAACUUGAUAGAACAGAGGAAGAUAGUGCUAAGGGAUGAUGAUGUCCCCAAUGUGACCAAUAACCCACUGCCAGCCCACAACAACGAGCCGAUAAUCUGA